GCUAUGUUGACCCCGCUGGACUUCCUCGACUAGACCAAAACAAACCCUAGAGUGAAACCUGACGUAGUGAAACUGUCUUUGUGGAAAAUAUUUACAGAACGGUAACUUCAGUCAAGAUUGAGAAAAGAAGAAGUGACAAGCUGAGAACAGUUCAGUUGUGAUCCUUAGAUGUCACAACACAGUUGAAAACUUUAAGCAAAACGUUAUUAUGCAAUAUUGAAGAGUUGUGGCUACAUACAGCGUUAACCCAAGCAAAUGAUAUUGGGAUUUUAAGUGAAUCAGUCCCGUUGAAUACACACCGUGACAGUUCUCCUGAGAGCUUCGUUAGACGACUACAUAUCCGUGGCAGCAAGACAAGUUCGAGCUGUGUUUUACCCUGUGAGGACCUUGGCAUGAAUCUCAACGUCUCAGUGCAAUGAGUGAUUUUCUACACGAGUGGUGUGACACUGGAAUGGGAGUAGACAGCGGCAUGGUUGGGGGAGUCCCCAUUCCUAGGGGCCCUUGUAACCGCAAUCCACAGACCCAUCAUUUCCCAGACCUUUCUUCAAUGGCUCUCCAGAUGGACGAUCAUAGCCCCAUUCCUAACCAACAGUCAGGCAACAGCCUGGGGCCACAAUGGGACAGCAAUACACAUUUUUCAACCUUGUACCAAGACAGCACAGGGGGACUCUCACCAGUUGGACCAAAUUCACCCUCAUUGUGGCCACCACAGUCCAUGGACUUGGAUCUUGACAUUAAGUUGGAACCUUUGGAUGAUCUGCUUGGAGUUGACGACUUGCUUCCUGGACACCCACUGGGCCUACAGUCUGCAGAUGAUGCACUCCUUGAUGAUGUUAAUCUGGAUGAUUUGCUCAUGCCUGAACAGUUUUCAAAUGCUGGACUGGAACAGCCCAAUUCACCCAUCACUAUGGUAACAGUACACCCUGAUGAAGUUUUGGGUAUGAACAAAGGGUUUUCCACACCAACUUCAAGCUUUCAUUGUCCACCUACAAUGGCUCAGCCAGUAAAAGCAGAGAGCUCAUCACUUUACUCUCUGCUUGCUUCUUCGUUCCCUCCUCAAGGUGGAGGUUGGAGAGAUCCACUUCUUACUUCAUCCUCCCUGCCAGGACAACCACCCAACCAGCAGCUAGGCAGCAUAGAGGAAUGCCCAAGCUCAAAUCAGCAACAGAAUAUUUCUCAACAGCAACAACAGUGCUCAAACCAUUCUUCUGGUUCUACUUCAGCACUACAGGAACUAUUGCUUCGUUCCCCAUCAACUCCUUUAUCACCACACAGUGUGUCCUCCCAAGGGGCCCCAUCACCUCAAGAACCUCCUAUGGGACAAUCUGUACCAAGGCCCUCUUCCCUCUCAGCUGCAAAUCCCCUGCUUUCUGCAAGGUUGUCAUCUUCAGCACCAACUCACAACUUUUCCUUGGAGCAAGCAUGGCAGCGAAGGGAGCCCAGACAGCAUCUUUUGUCAACUGGGUCUUUGGCUGAAGAAUUUGGAGGAUCAGCUUCUUCACUAAGUACAGUGGGAGGCAUCCUGUCACCAGCAGCACAUGAUCUCUCUAUUGAUGAUGCAGUUGAUUCUGAGGAUGAGUCUGAUAAUGAACACUAUGACUCAGAAUCAGAUAAUGAUUCAAUAGUUAGUGAAGACACAAGCAGCAUCUCAGGUUCAAGUGGGAAGAAGGAACGGUACUUUUGGCAGUAUAACGUACAAGCCAAAGGACCAAAGGGACAGCGUGUGUGCAUAAGCCAGCAGCAGCGUGACCCACACAGUCUGCCAUCAAUCAUGGAUCCAGUGUUUUCUCCGCUCUGCUCAAUUCAAGGAAUAAAACACAGUUUAUCUCUAACACACAGUGGAAAGGCCCGAAGGGGCGAUGGAAAUGACCUAACGCCUAAUCCCCGUAAAUUAGUCAACAUUGGCAGAGAACUCGACAAAUUGAACAAGACAAUAAAUGACUUAACUCCAGUAUCUGAACUCCCAUUCAAUGUGAGACCCAAAUCUAGAAAAGAGAAGAACAAGUUGGCAUCAAGAGCCUGUCGCUUGAAGAAGAAAGCCCAGCAUGAAGCAAACAAGAUCAAGUUGUAUGGUUUGGAGCAAGAGCACAAGGGAAUGCUUCUGCUUCUGGAGGAGGCUAGAGGAAGUCUGAUAAAGAAGGUAGAGAGUGGAGGGACUGCACACAUGCCUACCAAUCAUCACCAGGCCCUACCAGGCACUCCACCACAGAACCAUCAGCUGUCUGUAUCACAGCAUAUUGAAAAGAUUGCCAAGUUACGGAGCAAACUCAGGAUUGCUGGCCAUACCACUGAGUUUGUGAAUCGUGUCAUUGAAAACUGUCAGAAUGGAGAUCAGAGUGGAGGACUGGAAGAGAUAACCAAAACCUUCAAUGACACCAAUCUGGCUAACAGUCCUACAUCCAAUGGCAACAAUGGAUUUUCACCUCGCUGAAAUCUCCAAGUAGAAACACAUGUUGGUGCAGAUUGAGGUGCUCAGAGCCACCCAAACUCAUGCACCCACAUCUAUGGCAAGAAUACACGUAUCUCUUCAAUGCUUCACAAGGAAUUGCUGUAUUUGCAUUAAUCCAUGACCUUGCAUACAUGGAUUCAGUAAUAUGCACUGAGGCCAUAGCUUCGCAAGCAACAAGCUUUAAGGAAAUUUUAAAGAUUGAAAGUGUAAAUAAGUAAUUUGUACAGAAUUAACCCAUAUACUUUACCCAAAGCAACUGCUGUAACCAGUGGGGUGAUGGAUCCCCCCAAUAAUGGGAAGCCAAAAUUAUAGUUAGGAAAAAAGGAUUGGUAGAUGUUAGAUGAUGAUUGUGAUAUAUUCAUCCAUCAAUGAUGAAUGGUACAGAUAUAGAACUAGCUGCAUUCUUUUUAGAAGAGAAAGGAGUUAGUGAGGCUUUGCUUUUUUGCACGAGACGUAGGCUGUGACAGUCAGAGGAACGAUUGAAUUGCUACAAAACAAAAAUGUUAUUGUUAAGUUUUUCUUAACAGAUCCUGUAAAACCCCUAGGGCAGUAUUGCACUGUGUAAUUUAUCCUUAGAUUUAUUAUGUUGGAAAUUAGUCCAGGUUAAAUCAGUGUGGAAAACCAAGGCAAACUCUUCACAGAUAAGGCACUCUUUGAGGGUUCUACUGCCCUGAGGUCCACCAACGCUUGUUCAUUUGGUUAUUACUAUUACCAAUGUGAAAGUAUUGUUGUGCAUUAUAGAGUCUGUGAGAACGAGCUUUCUCUAAUACAUUUAUAUAGAAUAUUUUUGUUGCAGCUUUGGUGUUUUGUUUAUAUAGAUUACAUAAUUUUUAUUAAUUUUUAAGUGAAAAUUGUAUGUAACUUGGUCUGUAGCAUUCCUGCUGGUUGAUAUUUAUGAUAUAAGUAGUUUUAAGGUAAUAUUUGAUAGACACUUUAUAACAAGAAAGUAGAAGUGUAUGUUUCUGUACUAGUUUAAAGCUUGCCAUAGAUUUUCCAUUUUCUAAACAAAAUGUGAAUUCAUUUGUAUAGCUGAGAUUGUUGUACAGUAUUUAUUCUGCAACCAAAGCCUAUAAUCAUGACAGGUUGACCGCCAUUUAUUGGUCUUCAGCAGAACUAGGUACUCAUUCUCUACAGAGUUUAUCUGGGCUUACAUAAUAGCAAGAAAUUUGAGUGAAACAUAUUCUUUCUUGAAUGGAUAUGUUGAGUGUAUUAAACACCUUGUUUUGAAAGUGUAUGCAGAAUGAUUACUGUGUGAUGACACUGAAUUAUGUGUAGCAUGUGAUUAGAGUAUGUUCCUCAUUGUGUUAUCGAUAAAUAUCUUGCUUUCAGUAGAACAAAUGAAAUGCAAAUGUUUUAAGAAUAUUUGGCAGAUUUAAUUUUCACUUUUAGGAAUUGAAAUUUUAUUUUAGAGCAUUGAUAUAUUACACUGAAAAACCAUUGCAGCUUAAGUAAUGCAUUUCAGGGCAUUAGCUUAGUGCUUGUCCAAAACAGAUUACUUUUUGUGCCCAUAUACAGGCACUCCACAUUAGAUAAUUUUAUGAAUUAAGAAUAGAUUUUAAAAUGUAAGUCGUUUAUCUUUAUUCAGUAGGUAACACUACAAAUUAUAACUGGCAUUAAAGCAAACACAUUUUCAUUACUGGAAUAUGGAGUAUAGGUUUCUAUCUGACUAAUGAUAAUGUUAGAGAUGGUGUACAAUUUUCUAUACAGAGAAGUGUGGACCUUGGAAUAGUAGAGAAAAAAUGAUUCCACAUGCACAAUGAAUUACCUCAUGUUUUCUAUUUUGUUCAUGCUUUACUGCCUUUUGCAACUUACAUAUGUAGUAACUGAUGUUAUUUAGGAUUGCUACCUUUUUUCACAGGAGUAGGAGUUAUUGUUGCAGUUUCUCAGAAUAAGGCGAGGCUUAGUUCCUUUUCCCUUUUUGAUGUUUUGAUAAACUACAAUUUUUGAAAUUUGGAAAUUGAAGAAUUUAUGGCAAGACAAAACUAGCACGAAAUGGCUGAGUUUGUGUACCUGAUAAUGUAGGUUAGGUUAGAUAACCCGGUGCCUGUCUAGUCGCACUAAUAUUCAAGUAAACACAUGAGUCUAUAUAAACAUGUUUUGCUCUGUUAAAAUGGUUUCUACUUCAUAAAAGUAGAAACAGUAAAAGCUUUUGGAAAUGAGAAUUAAGAGGGGAGGGAGACUUAAAAUGAAAGUUAACACUAAAGGAUUUUGAAUCUGCUGAAACAGAGCUGUUGGUAUGAUGACUAAGCUGACAUUUCUUAUGGAAAAAAGAUUGUUUACGAGUUGAGCAACACAUGUGUAUCUCAUGUGACUUUAUUUGUCAGACUUUUCUCAAGAACACUAAGGAUAUAAUCCAGCUAUGAGUAUUGUAAUUGAACUACAGAAAGAACUUGUUUUUUCUUUUUUAUUCCAGAAUACAAAGAAUAUAAAGCUUGUUAAGUAUCUUCAGAUCUUUCUCAAGGGAAGAGAGGUGUUUACACAAUUUCCAUUUUAUAAAAUUGAGAAGCAAAAGUUGAGAAAGUCUAGGUUCUUUCCCCGUUUUUAAUUUAUUAUUAUCAUGAUGUUUUGAUUCUAGAGGAACCAGGGUUAUAUUCAUUGUUUAUAUUUUGAUAUAAAGAAGUGGCACCUGUGUUAUAUUUAGUGUGGCAAACUUUUGUGCAUGUUAGUCCAGCAUUGGUGUAGUAUUGUGAUAUUUCAUAGUAUGGUAGUACAUUGUAAUGUUGCACUACUGUAGCAGUGCUUGGACAGAACUGAACACAUUAACUAUAUUGUAGAACUGAAUUUUACAAUGAGAUACAUGAAUUAUAUUAUUUGUUGUUUUAUCUUAAAGGUUGUAUUUUUUAUUAUAUUUUGUUUUAAUUGUUUUUUUUUUAUUAUUAUUUACCAUAAGAAAUGUUUUACAUCUAAGACAGCAACCAUUACAUUCUUGUUUAAAUUACACAAUUAAAAAAAUAAUUAAGUUGAUGUGAUUGUUAACCCUUGUCCUACAGAUUUUAUAUUAACAGUUUCCUUAUGUCCUAUCAUACUGCUAGCUCUGGAUAGGACAUAUGACAGUGUAUGAUACUUUUUCAUUAUUUAGAUUAGCUGUCAAUAUAAGAAAUAUAUUUCUGGAAUGUUUUGAACUUUUAAACUUCAUUUAAAUUUGUAGUGCAUAUUAGGUGUAUACUUCCUUGUAUAUGGGAUUAUCUAAUACACUGUAUUAAUUUGCUUAGCCAUGUAGUUGUAAUCAUAAUGUGUUCAUAUGUUGAACCUAUACACUGUAUGAUUGUUUUUUAACCAAACAAGCAUCAAGUAAUCAAAUGCAGUGUAGGCUCACAUUUUUGGUUAACCUUUUUCCUUUGAAGCCUAAUGUAAAUACUUAAUAUAACAUAUCCUUGCUGCAUGCCAGUUGAAGGGUUUCGUGGUGAUUUGAAACCCUGUGUGAUGACAAGUUUCUCCCCACUAACUCGUGGUCAUUUCCAUGCAUCUUCCAACCUGCAGAUGAUUAGCAGUCUCGUGUGUUGUUGUGAAAGGCAAGUCCGUAGUCCACUUUUGCUAAAAAUGCUUUGUGAUGUAAGUGGACUGCAAUGAAUGAGAUAGUGUAAAUGUUUACUUCUUUUGCAUUGUGUGUAAAUGGCUCUCUUCUUCUCUUUAUCACUUAAUAUCAGUUUUGAUCUGGAAAUCUAAAAAAAGAAAAAAAAUCAGAGCUAUGGAGUUACUACUUUGCUUUCUUUCGACAACCUCAAGCGUCUGCCGUCAGUCAGUUACAGAUCAAUCAUCUGUGAUAUCAAUUCAGGUGUAAUAUAUGUCCAUAUUUUAAAAAAUCAUAAAAAAAGAAUAAAACAAAAAAGUAAAACAUUAAAAAAAAGACCGAAGGGUCACCAAGAAAAAUUAAGGUGAUGCGACCAAAAUACUAGCUUUUGAUGUUGGUACUGUGAAAUGACCACAAAUGUGUUUACUGUAAACUAAAUACCAUUGAUAUUUUAGAAUGUAAGCAAGGUGUGUGUGUGUGUGUGUGUGUAUAGAUAUGACAUACACAGACACACAUAUAUAUAUAUAUAGAUAGAUAUAUAUAUGUACUAUAUAUACAAAUAUUGAAUAUCAGUAUAUAAACUAGCUGAAACAUUUAACCAAGGUCAUGUAUAUUUCAGUUCUUGCAAGAAGGCUCUGAUUCUGUGGAAGCCUGUUGAAACAUGGUGUAGGUUACCAUGUUUUGCUUGAAAGACUUUCCAAAUUAUCUUGCAUUACAGUUUUUAGGUACAAAGUUGGUGCUGAAUACUUUCAAAUUAGUGAUGCCAAAUUUAGUGAUUUUCACAUGAUAGUCUUAAUCAUGCCAUUAAAUGGCUUCAGCUGUUAAAUACCCACUAUGACUGGAUCCUUUACAUCUGACCUUCUGUGUUAGAUUACAAGAGAAACUUCACACCUUCCUUAGAACUGGAUAUCAUUCCAGUUUUCUAUUAUAUUGUUGUUUGCAUACUUUACACUCAAUGUCUACAUUACUGUUACUAAAAAAUAUGUAUAUAUGAGCAUUAUUUUUGUAUUGCUUUCACUUCGUCAGAGCCUCUUGAAAACUACAACUUAAUGUGUAGCUUCUAAUAAGCCAACACAGAUGGAUUAGCUUCUUUUAAAUAAUCCACUUUUAUUUUAUCUUUCAGUAUUGCAAAGAGAGUGAACUAUCUAGUUUAAACAUUACUGUAACUGGGGUACAUACUGGUUGGAACGUGUUAAUGAAGACUUUGUGGAGGAAUUUUGGUAGGAAGUGUUAGUGAACCCCAGAUCUUUUUAAAAUAAAUCUUCCUGAUUUUUUACUAUUGAUACUAGGUUAGCUAGCCUGUACAUUAGUUUAUGCAAAAUUAGUUGUCACAAUUUUAUCUGAAUCUGCAAUGUUCAUUGGAAGGUAACAGUUACUCCCUGGGUACAGGACUUGUACAUCAUAUUUAAAUAAAUGAAUUAGAAUACCAGUUCAUAAGUACUUUUUAUUUCCUCUGUAAAGAAAGUAUUGCCGUACUUCAGAAUCAUAUAUAUAAUUUUAAUUUGUUGGCGCCACUAUUGAAAUAUUCAUCAUUGUGUAGGUUCAUUUGGGUAAAUAAAAAGAACCACUAGCAGUCUUACAUUGUUUUAUAUUUUUUUACUGAUGAAACAUUUUGAAAUGGUAGAAUAUAAAAAAAAUGUAUGUAAAAAUUAUGUGACUACAAAAGAGGGGUGUGAUUAUACCUGUCUACAUGUACAUAUGUGCAUGUUUGUGUGUACAAAUAAAAGUAUAUUGUUGAA
Messenger RNA from Penaeus vannamei (Pacific white shrimp), 7699 nucleotides. It is a transcript of the gene REPTOR, whose product is annotated as repressed by TOR. Lineage: Eukaryota; Metazoa; Arthropoda; Malacostraca; Decapoda; Penaeidae. The record is from RefSeq and is a predicted model, not a curated record. Gene Ontology annotation, cellular component: nucleus. Gene Ontology annotation, biological process: regulation of transcription by RNA polymerase II; response to unfolded protein. Gene Ontology annotation, molecular function: DNA-binding transcription factor activity, RNA polymerase II-specific; RNA polymerase II transcription regulatory region sequence-specific DNA binding.